AUGAAGCAAGAUAGUAAAAUUAUUGUGCUUGGUGCUGGCGUGAUGGGGUUAUCGACAACCUUAUCAUUGCUGGAGCGGGAUUAUACAAACGUUCACCUUUUUGACAAGCGUGAUUAUCUAUCCAAAAAGUAUAGCUAUUUUGAAGGCUGUGAUAGUCCUUCGUCUGACCUAAACAAAGUUUUCAGGUCAUCUUACGGUUCUGAAGUUCAUUAUCAAAAGAUGUCCAAUGCUUCUCGAGAAAAAUUCAUUGAAUGGAACAAAGAAAUUGCCAAAGAAAACUGGGAAGGUGGUGAGCCAAUUUAUUACAACACAGGUAAUGUUCACCUUACAGAUAAAAAGGUUUUGCCUGAGUUUGAGAGACUCAGUUUGAAAAAUAUGCCUGAAGACUCUAUCUGUAUAUCCGACAGGGAUGCUGAAGAAAGAGCGGUUAAUAGCGGCUUGUAUCCUUGCGCUAUAGAUCCUUUUGAUAUGAGGAAAAGAGGCAAGCAUUUGCAAGGCCUUUUGGAUACCACGGGUGGUAUGACAUUAGCCGAUAAGUCAUGUAGAUGGGUUUUAAAAAAGUGUAUGCUGAAGGGAAAGGACAAAUUAUCAACCUAUUUUGGAGAUCCUGGAACGCUAACAGAACUUCUUCUAGAGUACAAUGAACUUACCGGAGGAAAGAAGUGUGUUGGAAUAAAGACAAAGGAUGGUACUCGGCAUUUCUGCGACCAUCUUAUUGUUUGUGCCGGUCCAUGGUUGAGUGAGAUUAUUUCCGAAGCAGGAGAGAAAGUCGAAGCAACCGGUGGUUCUGUUUGCAUGAUCAAGAUAAAGGAUAAGGCGACACAAAGAAAGUACGCUCAGACAAAGUUCCCGACAUGGACCUACAAAGUCAGAGAUGGUGCACUUGGAGGAUUGUACGGUUUUCCUUGUACUGAAGGAUAUAUGAAGAUAGGUUACAGAGGCUUGAAAUGGAUCAACCCCGUCGGCGACAUCAAUUCAAAAGUGAAAACCAAAUGGAGUCCUGAGGAGCAGGAAACAAACAUCCCUCUCUUUGCGUUGAAGCAAAUCAAGAACUUCAUCAGAGAAAACAUUCCGGAGGUGAAGAAGAUCUCCAUGACUCGGCUUUGUUGGUAUUCAGAUAGCUCGGACAAUGACUACCUAAUAUCAUACUGCCCCUACUACGAAGACCGGUCUGUUUUUGUCAUGGCCGGCGAUUCUGGACAUGCGUUCAUGAUGCUAGGCAGUAUUGGUGAUGUUGCAACCGAUAUCAUUAACGACGAGGGAGAUCCAUUUCUGAGAAAUCUGUUCUCUUGGGAGAGAGAAAGAGAGACGCUGAAUAUUAUCAAUUCUGGAGCAGAGGAUCCGAGAUGCCUAACAGAAACGGUGAUGGCCUCUCCUAAGGACUGGUGGAUUGACGAACCGUCCAAAUUGUAA
Molecule: messenger RNA, 1413 nt
Organism: Pichia membranifaciens NRRL Y-2026
Lineage: Eukaryota; Fungi; Ascomycota; Pichiomycetes; Pichiales; Pichiaceae
Exons: 1
Coding region: 1-1413 (470 amino acids)
Molecular function (GO): flavin adenine dinucleotide binding; sarcosine oxidase activity
Source: RefSeq, a predicted model, not a curated record